Malurus melanocephalus (red-backed fairy wren) is the source of this 4341-nucleotide messenger RNA. RefSeq lists its product as uncharacterized. The record is from RefSeq and is a predicted model, not a curated record. Lineage: Eukaryota; Metazoa; Chordata; Aves; Passeriformes; Maluridae. The transcript has 7 exons. The coding region runs from base 544 to 1161 and encodes 205 amino acids.
GCCCCAGACUGCGCCGAGCAGGGCCAGCAGCGUCCGAGGGAAUUUCCCGCUCCCUCCCUCUCUCCCCCGCGCCCUUCCGACUUGCGCCGUCACUCACGCGGCGUGGUGGGAGGGGACGGUGGUGGGGCCGGUCCCGCACCUGCUCCGCCCUCCUCGGCGGGCUGGGGGGCGGGCGGUGGCCGCCUCGCAGCGCUCGCCCCGGUGGCGGGCGGGGCCGGUGGUUGGGGGUUGAUGAUUAACCUGCGGCCCGUUGAAUAUCUGCCUAAAGUGGCUCUCAGGGUGGGGUUUGACGUUGUCCGAGGCUCGGUACCUCGCGUGUGACUGCUUGAGACUUUGCGGCGGCCAGUUUAGCUGCUGACGCCGAAGCGCUGCGAGGAUGCGCAGUUCCCUGUUGAAAAUUCUGCUCUAAAUCUCAGCCUCGCAGUCGUUUUUGGAGGUUUCAUGCUCAAGAGGUCGAGAUGAUGUGGGGAUCUCGGCGGGUGUCUCUGCACCAGCAUCCUCGGGCUGCAGUAGCUCGGGUGCCUGUGGCUGGCGCUUGAAUCCAUGCUGGCCCCUUUCCCUCGGGCUGAGCUGCAAGGAGCUCAGCAGCUGCGGCAUUUAGUUCAAUUCCUUCAGAUGAUCUGUAAAUUUUCAAUAAUGGCAAUACAUUCAUUCUGCCGUUUGGAGGAGCCUGUGCCACAGCAUAAUGAUCUGAAGAAAGCUCACUUACUUGCAARGAAGAGUCUUCAUUUGGGAAUUAGCACUGAUGCAGCUCAGAGGUGCUUUUUCAAGUCUAGGGAUUCUCUAACUGGAAAUGGGUUUGGUGUUCCAACCAGCAGCGAAAUAAAUGAUAAUUUGGARGAAAACUCCAAACAAGCCAACUGCUUCUUAUCAGGCAGAUCCUUGACAUUCAGUGGGAUGAGAAUCUCAGAACUGACUACUGGGGACUCCCAAGCUACAGAUCAGGUGUGGGUUGCUUGUCAGAAAUCCGUUCCAAAGCUUGAGUGCAAAGGAAGCAGGGUACUAAUGAUAAAUAAGAAUGGAUAUCUUGAGGAUAACAAUCAAUAUGACAUCUUCAAAAACAGUGCCAUUCUGCCAAACAGGAGAAGAGACUGCAGACACAUAUUCCAGACCUAUAUUCCAAACAAGAAAAAGCAGAUAAGAGGCAACAACAUGACCUGAGAUUUAUGGAAAGCAAGCUUCUACAGAGAUUCCUUCAGAGGACAUUUUGCAGUGUUUCAGGAGUUCUUCAACCAAAUCGCUCUCAAGGUGCCUCUCUCUAUUUACUUCAGGGUAGGAUCUGUCCCCUCCAUCCCACUCUUGCUUACUUUAGACAUUUGAAAAUAGGUGAUGUGUAUAUAACUGCUUAUCACACAUUUUGCUCAUAGGGGCUGUACGGGCAUGUGUGAGGAGCCAUUUUAAUCUUGGUUUGCCUCAACACUGCUUGUCAGAGGCAUGUGGGGGAAGGGGUGCACAAGUGCAGCCUGCAGGAGGCAAACAGGAGAUGGGUGAAGCCUUGUUUCUGGGGGGAUUUUGCCUGGCACCACCUCAGAUGGCACCCGGAGACACUGCUCWCCCCAGAGACAUUUCUCCAGUYGGAUGGUGGAAGGGCUCCACCARUGGAARAAGCUUGGACUGGACCAAUGGUCUCCUGGUCAGCAGGCAGACUUUGGGAGGAGCCAGGGGGUAUAAAAAUCAACUGCGCCAUGAGCCUUGCUCGCAGAGUUUUGUGGGGGACUUUGCUGAGCUGGAGAUGGUCUUCUGUGUGGCUGGGGUUUUUUGUUGCUCACUGCUGGUGGGCUUGCUGCCUUUUUGUCCUGGCUCCAACCUGCCUGGAUUUUGCCCUCGCUAACUCUCGCUCACCCACCACCUAUCUGCCUUCCCUCCUGGGCGCUCUGCAGGGCACCGUCUGCCCUCCAAGCCUGCAGUGCAGCGUCUGCCUCGCCYCACUCCUUCGCUGACCCAGCCACCGCCUUUCCUGCUUGAACCACCUGCCUGCCUCCGACCUCGCCUGCUGCCAUGAUCCUCGCUUCGACUGCAUCCAGGGUCCUGGACCUGCCCGAGUGUCCACUCACCGUCUGUCCAGCAGCCCAUCGCCGCAGGAGCCGAAUUGCUCUCCCCGAGCUGCUCUCCCUCCGGCAGCAGCGCUCACCCCUGUCACGUGGAUGCCAACAACACCCCCUGGUCCUACUGGUGGUAACGCCCGCUCUCUCCCUCUGUCUCCUUUCUCUUUCUACCCGUUCCUUUUCCAUUUUCCUUUCUCUUUUGCUGUCUUUUCCAACCUCCUUUAGUGGGCAACUACUUCUUCUCUGUUUUCGUUACCAAUAAAUGGUUCUCAGAUACAAAGUUUGUCUCAGUUGACUUCAUUUUAUUCUUGACCAUCUAUUUUAAAAGAACUCCUCGCAGUUCCCCACAGUUGGAACGCGACAGCAUGUUAGUAAGCUGAAUGUCAGAGAAAGCUUUGAACAACAGCAAUGUUUUCAAAUAAUUAAGGGAGUUUCCAUAAAGUGUAAGGUGUAAGACAGAAAAAGGCACGGGAGGUUUGUUUGAAAACACACCACGUGGGUGUGAGAGGAGCUGAAAACUGGACUCCUGACACUGAAUGGUGGGUGGGAGAUAGGAAGGGAAGAGAUACAAGAAGCAUCCCUGAAUUUUGGGGUUUUUUAUCAGUAAAAAGUGGAGGGUUUUGAAAGUUUUUAGCCAAACACAACAUGAUAAUCAAAUUAGACAGUAUGUUCUAAUGGUGUUUUCAGCUUAUGUUUUAUGAAAAUUGGCCCAGCUUCUAACAUGAGCAAAUCACAGUUGUCUUCUUGACAAUGRUUAAGAAGAAAUAGGUGUGGUGGUGGUUGACAAUGAUUGGUCCUGAAUGUGAGGACAAUAGGUGUUGCAGUAGUCAGGAAGAGCUGUGGAGAGAGUGAUGUGUUCUCCGAGUGUUUGAUUAGGAAAAGGGUCUUUGCAGCAGUUUUCUGAGUGAAUGUGUGUGAUAUUAGGCUGUGCUUCUUGAAAGCAGAGAGAAAAAAUGUUGCUGAAUCAGAAAGCAGUGAGCAAAAUCUUGCUGAAUCAAAACAUGAUGAUGAUGAUUAGCCUGAUUGAAUACUUUAGCUGAUUGGGAGGAUUAAGAAAAAUACCAUCUUGGAAAUGUUGCAUUAAAAGUAUCUGCAAAUUAUGAAUAUUAAUCAUGGCAUUUGGAAUGUCUUUGGGAUCUAAAGUGAUGCUAGAGUUAUAUACCUAUCUGAGCAAUAGGCAGGAUAAUGGUGUAGCUGUACRUCUUCGUGUAUGUCACCAACAGUUAAGUGAUUCAUAGGAAAGCCAUAAAGAACUGUCCUCCAAUAUAAUUGUAUUCUUUGUUAUUUGAAGUUCUUCACUCCUACAAUUGCUUCCCACAUAAUAUUGUUCAGAAUAUUUCCCCACCUGCCACAAAGGACUGGACAUUAAUUGUUGGGUUUGAUAUGUAAUGUCACAAUGGUAUGCCUAGCAUGAAAAGAUGUCUUUUCAUUUAGUGGGAAGGCACUGAUCUUUUAAUUUGGUUUAUAGUAAUACUGAACAUAGAUACAGUAAUUUCUUCCAAAUUAAAUUAUGWAGUCAAGUCAUCUAAUAACUAUCCUCCAUAGUAGUUCAGUAAUAAUUAGUUGAUUCCAUUCUAUUUUCUGAUUCUGCCUGAUGAUGUAAGAAUUCCCCCCAGGAGGAGGAAGCUUUCGGAUUGCUUGAGAAUUUUAUAGCUAGGUCCCAUACCAGUCACAGUUGUCUUUUCCUUCCCCCUUCAGCAUGUACCAGAAUUCACAGCCUGAGAAAGGACAGAGAAAAUAAUGUCUGAUUUUGGCUAAUUUUCCAGUGGGUGUGUAGCUGUAUGGGCAUGGUAGCAAACAUAUGUGAAUUAGAAUUCUUUCCAGGCUUUUCUCACUUAAACCAGAGAUGAGGCAACUUUAGUAUCAAGGAGACAUCACCUGAAGAAAAAAACCCAAACAGUUGKUUUUUUUCUUGUUAUUUCCAGCAGGUGUAGAAAUCUAAACUAAUGUGUGUUUGCAAGAGCAAGAAGAAAGGUUGUCUUAGGUGUCAACUAGUGAGGUGUCCAGAUUAAUAAGAUAAAGCUUGUAGUGUGCUUCAGGAAGAGAAAUUAAAACUUGCCUUUCCUCAGAAAUGUAACUCUGGCAAAGAAUUUGAUAUUAAUAGCCCAUCAAUAGUUUCAGGUUAUUCAGAGAAAGAGCAUGAUAGCCAGAUAAGGCAGUAGAUUACUCUUUGCUUGCUAAAAAUUUGAGAAAUCAUAAAUUCAUGAGCAAACGUGCCCCACUGGGCCCUGGGACUGGGAGCUCUGCCUGCACACAGCAAGGCUUAGCCCUGCCAGGUGCAUCUUCCCCCCAAACC